Messenger RNA from Helobdella robusta, 327 nucleotides. RefSeq lists its product as hypothetical. The record is from RefSeq and is a predicted model, not a curated record. NCBI's taxonomy places the organism in Eukaryota, Metazoa, Annelida, Clitellata, Rhynchobdellida, Glossiphoniidae. The coding region runs from base 1 to 327 and encodes 108 amino acids. The transcript has 2 exons.
AUGGAUGUUGAAAAAGACUUGCUGAUAGUUGACGAGGUCGGCGUCUCUAGUCAACAAGCAGGGCGCGAACAAACUUUCGCCCAGCCCGUGUUUUCAGACCCUGAAAGGGUCUAUUGUAGAGUGGCGGAUCCCGGCCAGGAAAGACUCCGCCGAAGCGAAGGCUCGGGUGGAUAUUCGUAUGCGGACGCGAUGAUUGUCAGUGGCCCACCUAAUGAGUUUGAUAAGAUUGAAACCAGAGUCAUUCAAUCGGAAGUCAAUAUGUGGAUGGAAAACAAUAAAUUGAAAUUCAACCAGAGUAUAACUAAAUUGGUUGCAGCGAAUACCUAG